This is a messenger RNA of Periophthalmus magnuspinnatus, 5093 nucleotides long. RefSeq names its product SRSF protein kinase 2 (gene srpk2). The record is from RefSeq and is a predicted model, not a curated record. The coding region runs from base 638 to 3154 and encodes 838 amino acids. Gene Ontology annotation, molecular function: ATP binding; protein kinase activity. The transcript has 15 exons. Lineage: Eukaryota; Metazoa; Chordata; Actinopteri; Gobiiformes; Gobiidae. Gene Ontology annotation, biological process: spliceosomal complex assembly; protein phosphorylation; regulation of mRNA processing.
CCCCUGGGUUUCUGCUGACAGUGGAACAGUCCAACUUGCUCUGGGCUCUGUUGUUGUGCAGAGCUGCAGAAGGCCUGACAGAGCCAAGCAGACAGGGACAGAGGCAAAGAGGACGUAGAUUUACAGACACGAGACAUUGGACAAGAAGUUUUUUGGGAACAAUAUCAUCGACAAGCCAGAUCCAAAGCAACCAAGGAGAAGAUAAAAGAAAAGCAACCUGGAGAGAAAGUGAAAGAGAGACACAAGGUGAAGGAGGAGAAAGAAGGAAGGAAGGAAAGGGAGGGAGGAGAGGACGCUUGGAUAUGAGGAGCAGCACCUGACUGCUUCUACUAUCAGCCAAUCCACACGCAUAACCAGACCAUUAAUAACACAUUUUGCUUUGGAUAUUUUCAUUGCAAAGCUGUGUCCUCCAUCCUUUCUUCUCCGCUGAGGACGAGAAGAGGAAGAGGGAGGAGGAGGAAGAGGAGAAGGGGAGGAGGAGGGGGGGUGCCAGUAACCCUCUCCUUCCUCUGCCCAGACACAGCAGCCGAACGGGGAGACAGACGCGAGAAGUCACCUCAGAAGGCACCCCAGGCCCGCCGUUUUGCUGCCGUCCCCUGUGGUCCCCGGACCAGAGAGCGGCUCCCAGGCACCGCUCAUGUCCGUGAACUCAGAGAAAUCCUCGUCCCCCGAAAGGCCUGAGACGCAGCAGAAAGCCCCGGUGAGCACGCCCCCACCCCCGCCGCCCCCUCCACCCCCUCCAGAGCCCGUUGGACCUCCUGAACCCGAGGAGGAAAUCCUGGGCUCGGACGAUGAGGAGCAGGAGGACCCCGCCGACUACUGCAAAGGAGGGUACCAUCUGGUGAAGAUCGGGGAUUUGUUCAAUGGGAGGUACCAUGUGAUCAGGAAGCUCGGGUGGGGACACUUCUCCACCGUAUGGCUAUGCUGGGAUAUACAAGUGAAGAAUUUUGUGGCUAUGAAGGUGGUGAAGAGCGCUCAGCAUUACACCGAGACAGCCCUGGAUGAGAUCAAACUGCUGAGAUGUGUGAGAGAGAGCGACCCCGAAGACCCAAACAAAGACAUGGUUGUUCAGCUGAUCGACGACUUCAAGAUCUCAGGAGUCAACGGCAUUCAUGUGUGUAUGGUGUUUGAGGUACUAGGCCACCACCUGCUGAAGUGGAUUAUCAAAUCUAACUACCAAGGACUGCCCCUGCCCUGUGUCAAGAGCAUCAUCCGACAGGUGCUGCAGGGUCUGGACUAUCUCCACACCAAGUGUAAAAUCAUUCACACAGACAUCAAACCAGAGAACAUCCUCAUGUGUGUAGACGACACGUUUGUGCGGAGGAUGGCCAUGGAGGCUACAGAGUGGCAGAAGGCCGGAGCUCCACCUCCGUCUGGGUCAGCAGUUAGCACAGCCCCUCAGCUCAAACCGGUGAGUACGAUUGAUAUGGGUAAAAUUUCCAAGAACAAAAAGAAAAAGCUGAAAAAGAAGCAGAAACGUCAGGCCGAGCUGCUGGAGAGACGGAUGCUGGAGAUCGAGGCCUUGGAGCGGGAGGCGGAAAAGAAGGAGGAAGAGGACGAGGAAGAGGAGGAGGGCAAAGACGGAGAGGAGAAGGGGUCAAGAGAAACCAACCGCGGGACCCCGGAGCAGACCGCACCAGCGCUGGGGCCCAGUAUGGCUCUGGGAGAGAGUGAUGAGGAGGAUGAAGAGGAGGAGGAGGGAGAGGAGGAGGAGGAGGAGGGAGUGGAGAGAGUGGAGAGGCCAACCAGGCUCACCAACCAAACAUGUGCACAGCCACCAGAGGACGACAACGAAACCACUCCAGUCCAGGACGCUGACGAAGACCCCGCAGAUGAGGAAGAGGAGGACGAGUCCACCCCUGUAGCCGAAAAAAAUCCUCCAAUCCCCCCUCAGUCUGAAGAGGGCAAUGGAGACACACCACAGAUUGAAGAAGAAGAGGAGCAGGAGAAGGAAGAGGAAGUACUGAACAACACCGAAGACGAAGAGGAGAAAACCGACGAGACUAAAGAUGAAGAUACGGAAAAAAGUCAAGGAGAUGAGUCAAAGAGCGAGAGCAAGACGGAGGAGACAGGAGACGAGGAGACAAGGGAGCAGGAGGAAGAGGAGGAGGAGGAAGGUGAGGACGACGGAGAUGAAGACACAACGGCGGAUCUCCUCACAACCGCAGACUUACUCACAGACAAUUCCCCAGUCAAAUACAACAACAAAAGCAAUCUGGCUAAGACGAACGGCCACGUGUUGUUGGGUAAUGAAGUACUCAAAGUUAGUAGUGGGACACCUCCCCCUCCCUCGCCCACCCCUGAGCCGCUACUCUGCCCCCUAGUGGAGUCAGAGCUCAGUUACACAGACAGGGACCAGUCAUUAAGUUCAGGUUAUGAGUUGUACAAUGGAGAGGUGACGGAGACAGGUUUGACUAAUGGGUCUUCGGGUGAGAGACAUAAAGCGACGAUACCCCUGUUCCCCGACCUGCCCCUGGAUCCUGAGCCGGGAAACCCUAUAUCUGAGACAGACAUCGGAGCACAGCCGACACCCAAUAGCCCCACAGCCGACCGCAGCCGCACUGUGUCGUCUUCCAGCACCGGAGACGCACCCAAAGUCAAAGCCCGAGCAGCUGAUCUGCUAAUAAACCCAUUAGACCCACGCAACGCCGAGUCCAUCCGUGUGAAAAUCGCUGAUCUCGGAAACGCCUGCUGGGUGCACAAGCACUUUACUGAAGACAUCCAGACAAGACAAUACCGGUCAAUCGAAGUACUCAUAGGAGCUGGUUAUAGCACUCCAGCUGAUAUUUGGAGUACUGCCUGCAUGGCAUUUGAACUGGCAACUGGAGACUACUUAUUUGAACCCCACUCUGGAGAGGACUACUCACGUGAUGAAGACCACAUCGCUCUGAUCACGGAGCUCCUGGGAAAAGUGCCCCGCAAAGUGGUGGCUGCCGGGAAGUACAGCCGGGAAUUUUUCUCCAAGAAAGGCGAGUUACGGCAUAUCACCAAGCUGAAGCCCUGGUCACUGUUCGACGUCCUGGUGGAGAAAUACGGCUGGUCGCACGAGGACGCCGGACACUUCACGCACUUCCUGUUGCCCAUGUUGGAGAUGGUCCCUGAAAAACGGGCCUCAGCUGGUGAAUGUCUCAACCACCCCUGGCUCAACUCAUAGCCCUCAAAAAACCUCCAAAAAGCUUCCCUUUUCCCCUUAAAAAAACCUGUUGUAGACUGUGAAUCAAGACUAUCUAUCUGUGCUUAAAUGUGUAGGCUACAGCUCUACCCAUCAUACUUUCCCCAAGAGGAAUGUAAAGGUAUGCACCAAAUUGACUCAGAAGUGGGGGUCUUCCAAUGAUUAUACAUGGAUGGUAAUGGACGCUGCUGUUUACCCACAAUGCUAAGGGAGAAAACUGUUCAAAUCACAUAUAUUUCAGUUGUGCCGUCAAGAUGCCAGCAAGCCACUUCCAGUAGUAAACUCAUCUACUUAUGGACCUCUCAGCUUUACAGUGACAAUAAAAGGAAAUUCACAUCUUCACUAGAGCUCCAGCUGCCUCAAAAUAUAUUAAAAAUCUGUGUGGGAAAAAUGUAGAGUGCCUGACUGUUUUCCUCUAUAUCCGAACAAGUAGCCUGAACCCCAGCUUGAUGUGGAAAUGCACCCACUUCAGAUUAAAGUUUACACCUAAAAAAAUCUUUGUAGUUCUGCUAAGCGAUUAGCAAGAAGUCCAAAGCAAGCUACACGGAGCCUGGAGAAAUGAGGAACUUACUGCUAUGAUAAAGGUGCAAAAUAAAAAUAAUAUACAAUCAACUUACCACAGAGGACAGUUCAGUCGUUAAAAAGACUAUAAAAUGCAUGGAUAAAGACUGGUGGAGUGGCAUGAACAGAUAUGAUAAAACGGACAAGGAUGUGUUAUUUAAUUUAUGCAUUUCAUUCCUGUUUCAUACUUCUUUAUUGAUGUAUUUGUUAAAGGUGCACUGUGUAACUUUUCAAGUGGAGUGUUGGGUACCUGCUUUUCUUCACUGAAUUGUUAUUGCUUAGCCUGGAAUAUUCCACAGAAUGGGAUUAACUUUAUUUUACGAGGCCGUUACAAAUCAGGUUUCCAGACAGUAAGAAUUAAUGUUUUUCGAUGUAUUUUCAAGCAUUACAACCACUGAUGGAAUACAUACUGUGGUAUAUUACAGGCAAUGCAAUAACAUCUCCAUGGAGACAAGCGGGUAACAGACCCUCCACCAGGAAAUUUACAUAGUAUACUCUUAAGAAGGAUAUCACCGGUGCCCUUUCUCAUAUGUAAUCCUCUACCUACAUUCUAGAUUUUAGUUUCCUGGUUUGUCCUGGCUGUGGCACGUUUUUUGGAAUGGUACCGUCGCCCUUUUUUCCCCAUUUUUGAGAAACUUUUGAGCUUCUUCUGGGAGGUGGCGAUCACAUGGAGGUUGCACUUGUCUUUGUAGAUGUCCUUCAGGGAUUUCAAACAUUUGUACAUAAAAAAGCUGAAAAACUAGCGACGCAAAUAAGUGACUGUGAACAAACGUUUUUCAACACACAAACAUCAUUCCAAAACAGACUUUGUUUAAUUUCUCUGCUGCAGCGGGAGGGGGCGCCAUAGCUCAGGCCUGGAGGAAUGUUGACAUGACUGUGCCCCUGAUGGCGGUGCGAGAGUACUGCUGGUGCUCUCAGUGCCAACGCUCCAAAAAGACGUUCCACCAUAUCUCCACUUAUUCAAUAUUUCUUGAUCUCACGCAUACACAAAAAUGGUAUCAUAGUUAGUCCAGUUGCCUAUUUUUCGCAAUAAAUAAAAAAGAUGAGUAUAAGUAAAUGGUGAAAUAUUUUUAAAAGCUAUUUAAUUCAUUAAAAACAAAAGAAAAAAAUGAGACAUUUUCUCUGGUUGUUGUGACCGUGGCAGAAUCUUGUCUUAUACUGAGGUGAUUGUGUUUGUCCAUUAGAGAUGUUUUAUUUCUUUUGUCAUUAAUAUUAAUUAUUAUUAUUAAUAUUACAAUGAUUUUUUUACACAGUUGUCACCUCUCCCCUCCCUCCUUACUUGAACAGUGCUGCUCUGUUUGGGCUCUCUAUGGUGAAAUAAAAAUAAUCAACAGUUUUACAAUAAAGGCACCAAAACGUC